Molecule: messenger RNA, 1466 nt
Organism: Triticum urartu
Lineage: Eukaryota; Viridiplantae; Streptophyta; Magnoliopsida; Poales; Poaceae
Product: cysteine synthase-like
Molecular function (GO): cysteine synthase activity
Source: RefSeq, a predicted model, not a curated record
ACUAACAGCCAUGGGUCGGAGCUGGGGCGCGCAGCCACUCAAGCUCCAAAAAAAGACAAAAACAAAUAGCAAUUUGACAACUUGCAGGGCGGAUUCAUCAGCCGUCGCUGCUCUAGCUAGUAGAGCAUUCAUCCAUGGCGCCGGGGGCGGAGGAGGCGGAGGGGGCUGGCAGGAGAGGGGUCCCUUCCCUGCUCGCCGGCGGCGGAACCGGGCAGGAGGAGCACAUCGCCACCGACGUCACCCAGCUGAUAGGGUGGACGCCGCUGAUCGAGCUGAAGCGGAUCGCCGGCAAGGAGGGGGUGGGUGCCCGCAUCGUCGGCAAGAUCGAGGCCUACCAGCCCCUCUGCUCCGUCAAGGACCGCGGCGCUCUCAGGAUGAUAGAAGACGCCGAAGAGAAAGGGCUGAUUUCACCUGGUGUCACGACUCUAGUCGAGCCGACAAGUGGUAAUUUGGGGCUAGGACUGGUGCUCAUUGCUCUGAGCAAAGGGUACAGGUUCGUCGCGGUGAUGCCGGGCCAGUACUCGCUGGAUAAGCAGAUCUUGUUGAGAUACAUGGGUGCUGAGUUGUUCAUAACCGAUCCAGCACUUGGGUUUCCGGGGCAAGUCGAAAAGGUUGAACAACUCAAGAAAGAAUUGCCCAAUGUACAUGUUCUUGAUCAGUUCUCGAAUCCAGCAAACCCCGAGGCACACAUUCGAUGGACUGGACCCGAGAUUUGGAAGGAUACUGCUGGAAAGGUGGAUAUAUUUGUUGCAGGUUCAGGCUCAGGAGGCACAGUAUCUGGUGUUGGGAAAUAUUUGAAGAUGCAAAAUCCAAAUGUAAAGAUCAUCUGUGUGGAACCUGCAGAAAGUCCGGUUAUUUCAGGUGGGGAGCGAGGUAAGCACAAAAUCCAAGGAAUAGGACCAGGAUUCGUGCCUGAAAUCUUGGACAGCUCGAUCAUCGACGAGGUGCUUACCGUGACCACCGAGGAAGCAAUGGUGAACGCAAGGAGGUUGGCAAUGGAAGAGGGCCUGCUUGUGGGCAUAUCUUCCGGGGCAAACUUGGCGGCUUGCUUGAAGGUUGCGGCGAGAGAAGAGAACAAGGGAAAGAUGAUUGUGACCAUGUUCCCCAGCGGGGGCGAGAGAUACAUGAACUCUGACCUCUUUGCAGCUGUAAGAGAGGAGUGUGUUGCCAUGACCUUUUGAUCUCACAUGCUACAAAUUUAGAGUUGUUGUAUGUAAAAGGUAUAUGUAGCUAGUUAUCGUAUUGUGUUGCACGACCUUGAUACGGAGUUCAUCUACAAGGGACCAUGAAUUGUUGUUAGUCAUUGAAUGAUGUAUUACCAGAUCAUCGAUGCCACAACGGCACCAAAACAGAACAUCUAUGUUGUGAAUUUGGUGUCCAGUUGGUUCUUGGUACAUGGUACAGAACAUCUAUGUUGUGAAUUUGGUGUCCAGUUGGUUCUUGGUACAGAACAUCUAUGUUGUGAA